Ectocarpus sp. CCAP 1310/34 is the source of this 893-nucleotide messenger RNA. The record is from the annotation of a GenBank genome assembly. Lineage: Eukaryota; Phaeophyceae; Ectocarpales; Ectocarpaceae.
CGCUCCGACUCGACACUCAGGUGGAGGAUGGAGACGAAACUGGGCAACAAGUUCAAGAAUGUCACAAAGUACGUGUUGUAUUCCUAUGUCGGCAACUGGGACCCGUUGUACCGCAUGCCUCCGCGAAGGGGAAGCUACUGGUUUCCGACACAUGCGGCCAAGGACCAGCAACCAAGUCCGGGGUUUCGUAGAGGAGGUUGGUAUCUCAAACAAGUUUCCGGCCUUGGACGAGGCGAAUUGAGGCGUCAGCGCCCUCGUACUGUGUAAACGUCCGUCUUAUUGUUGCAGCUGUACAAAAAGCACGAGCAAAGGGCUAGCAAGGACCGUAGUAAAGACCGGCGAGCGCGCAGGCAGCUCGGACGCCUCGCCAUGCCAAGGUGUGGAGGACUGCUCCUGAAUCACAAACGCACUUGAGGCGUCGAUGGCUCGAUAGGUUCUGCACUUCGCCUGAGGAAGGGGAGGCUUUGCUGGAUGGUGUGGAUAUCACGGGAUGCGUUUUGGUCAUGUGCGGUGGGCCCACGGACGCCGUCGCGACCCGUCUUCGAUCCGCGUGCGAGAUACGCACGAAGGACGUGAGCUCGGGGCGUCCAGCGGAUACCAACCUUGACGCAAGCUUGGAAUCAUUCCCGGAAGACUUUCUCGCAGCUUACUCCGGGAAAAGGCCUGAGUGGGUGGUGACGAGCCCUCCGUACAGCAGGGCUCUGACUUUUGUCAAGGCCGCCAUGCGUGGCAUUCAAAAUGCCCAUUUCUUUACUGCAACCUUGCGACGACCGGGGUGGUUGACUGCAAACGAACCCCCCGUCUGUGUGUUUGUUUCUACGCAGAGAAAAACACGCAUGCGAACAAUGCGAAGAUGGGCGAAUUCUGGGGUGUGUGGUAUACUCAGGAAGUGA